Molecule: messenger RNA, 870 nt
Organism: Paramecium pentaurelia
Lineage: Eukaryota; Ciliophora; Oligohymenophorea; Peniculida; Parameciidae
Source: the annotation of a GenBank genome assembly
AUGGGAAAUGGUACUUUUUAAUUUAUAUUUAAAAAGAUGCUUUGAGCUCCUGUACCAAAAAAUAAAAAUCCUCCUUAAUUUAAAGAGAAUCUAAUAUAACAAUAAGUAGACAGUUUAAUUAAACAAUAUGUUCAAUAUUAUAAGGAGAUAUAUUUGUAAGUGGAUUAAAUAUAAGUAUUAUAUUUGUCUAUUGUAGUCAAUUGUUCAUAUGAACCUGCAGAUUCAUUAAUUGUUAAACAGUAUUUUAUUUAAAAUGAUAUCUUUAGAGAUCAGAAUAUUAAAAAGAGUUAGAGGGAUGAGAUUAGAGCAAGUAUAUUCUAUGUUCAAUUUAGUGCAUGUUGGAGAUGUUUUAUUAACAGAAAGAUAGAAUCUAUUCCUACUUCAUGCUAAAUUACCGAUGUAUUCCGAGAUCAAAGAUUUAUAAAAAGUGUAUUCAACUUAUGAAAAAUGGUAUCUAUAUAUAUAAAUUCAAGUUUGGAGAUUGCAGAUGAAAAUAUUUUAUCAGAAAUUACUUUUACAGAAUAAAAUGCUUUAAAUUUUGCUAUUCCAAAAUAGUACAAUGCAGAAUGUUUAAUUAGAUGUAUAAUAAAUCAUAUUAGUUUAAAUCCUUAAACUAAUUUAAAAUAAAUUAAUUUUCUUAGUAAUGAUUAUACAACUGUAAAUAAAAUCAAAUAUUUGUUUUAGAUAAACAUAUUUAAAUUAGAAUUAGAUAAUAUAUUAGAAGAAAUGAAAGUGCCUAAUUUGGCAGAGAAAAAUAGAAAAACAUUUUUUGAAUUUUUAAAUUCAAAUAAUUGUGAAGAAGCUCCAUAUUUUCUAAGUACAGGCUUAACAACAAGUUUUGUCCAUCUAACUGAGAAAAUUUCUGAGUGA